This is a messenger RNA of Tachyglossus aculeatus (Australian echidna), 2703 nucleotides long. It is a transcript of the gene PLAT, whose product is annotated as plasminogen activator, tissue type. Gene Ontology annotation, cellular component: extracellular region. Bases 120 to 1814 code for a protein of 564 amino acids. Gene Ontology annotation, biological process: plasminogen activation; smooth muscle cell migration. Lineage: Eukaryota; Metazoa; Chordata; Mammalia; Monotremata; Tachyglossidae. The record is from RefSeq and is a predicted model, not a curated record. Gene Ontology annotation, molecular function: serine-type endopeptidase activity. The transcript is spliced from 14 exons.
AAGCUGGAGCUGUUCAGGGAGAUCAGAGCUGAGAUCUGUCAACAGAAAGGGAGUUGAAGAGAAAGCCAUCAAAGAAUACGGAAAGGAAGAAGUGAAGGAUCGGAGGAAAACCCGGAGCGAUGUCAGGGAAAUUCCUGAGACUUUGGCUGCUUUGUGGGGUAGUUUCCUCUUUGCCCAUGCCGGAACUAACCAGACUCUUCAGACGUGGAGUUGGAAUCGAUACUUGCACGGACCACAUCACCAAGAAGGUUUACCAGCGAAGGGAAUCAUGGCUGCGUCGUCGCGAGGCUCAUUUGGAAUACUGCCGAUGUGACAGUGGAGUGGCCCGAUGCCACACUGUGCCUGGUAAAGCCUGCGGCGAACAAAUGUGCUACAACGGGGGGACCUGCUACCAGGCCUUGUAUUUCUCCGACUUUAUCUGCAGCUGUCCAAGCGGCUUUGAUGGGAAGCAGUGCGAAAUAAAUGUCAAUGCCACGUGCUACCGCGGCUUGGGACUAACCUACCGGGGGACCUGGAGUGUGACCGACAGCGGGGCUGACUGUCUUAACUGGAACAGCAGUGCCCUGACCCAGAAGAAGUUCAGCGGGCGGAGGCCCGACGCCAUCAAGCUGGGCCUGGGGAAUCACAACUACUGCAGAAAUCCAGAUAAGGACUCCAGACCAUGGUGUUAUGUCUUCGAGAAGGGGGAAUACACCUGGGAGUUUUGCAGCACCCCACUCUGCAUCCAGGGAAAGAAUGGUGACUGUUACUCAGGAAAGGGCACAGACUAUCGGGGUACCCGCUCUACCACCAAGUCGGGUACUUCUUGCCUGCGAUGGGAUUCCCCGUAUGUGAAGUCCAGAGUCUACACAGCGUCAAAACGGAAUGCCCAAGAGCUGGGCCUGGGCAAGCACAACUUCUGCCGGAAUCCCGAUGGCGACUCCCAACCCUGGUGUCACGUGCUGAAGGACAACGGCAAGCUUGGGUGGGAUUACUGUGACAUCCCCAAGUGCUUCUCCUCUGUGUCUUCACCCCCUCUAGCCACCUGCGGAAUGCGACAGAAGUCACCGCCGAAGUACCGCAUUAAAGGUGGACUCUACACCGACAUUGCCGCCCAUCCUUGGCAAGCCAUCAUCUUGGCCUAUAGCCGCAAGUUGUUCAAGGAUCGUUUUCUCUGUGGUGGAGUCCUCAUCGACUCCUGUUGGGUCCUUUCUGCUGCCCACUGCUUCGAAGAGGGGUAUGAACCCUCUCGCGUAACCGUGGUGCUGGGGAGGACCUUCCGAGAGGUCUCCGGAGAGAAUGAGCAGGUAUUAAAAGUGGAAAAGUACACUGUCCAUGAGAACUUUGAUCCAGACACUUAUGACAAUGAUAUUGUUCUGUUGAAGCUGAAGUCUGAUUACUGCGCAAAGGAAACGGACAACGUCCGCCCUGUCUGUCUUCCGGAGGCAGGGCUGCAGCUGCCGGACUGGACUGAAUGUGAGCUGUCUGGCUACGGCAAGCAUGAGGAGUCUUCUCCCUUCUACUCCGAGCGGCUUAAAGAGGCUCACGUGAGACUGUAUCCCGCCAACCGCUGUUCUUCCCGCUUCCUCUCCAAUCGAGUCAUCACAGACAAUAUGCUGUGUGCGGGGGACACUAGAAGUGGAGGAACAAAUAGCAACUUAGAUGACGCCUGCCAGGGAGAUUCGGGCGGCCCGCUGGUGUGUAUGAAGGACAACCGCAUGCAUCUCCUGGGGAUCAUCAGCUGGGGGAUAGGUUGUGGACAGAAAGACGUACCCGGUAUCUACACCAAGGUCAUUAACUACUUGGACUGGAUUCAGAAAAAUAUGAGGCUGUGAACAAUAAAAGCAGCACUAUCCUCAAAGCCAGUCUUCCUCCUACUUCUCCUCAUCUGAGGUACGGCAAGUCCAGAGGAGCCACUACCUGUUACCCUGUUACCCAUCAACAGCCACACCACAGAGGAAGUGGAAGAGGGAAGGGGGAGAUAGGGAGGCCAUAUUUUCUAGGUACUUUCUUUUUGGGAGAUUAUCGGGGGAUCGACGCCUGGUUUCAGUUUGUACUAAAUCAAAUGGGAACCCAGCAAAAUACAUUCCAAUCCCCCAACUCACGCCGCCAUUUGGAACCAGAUAGGUAAACAAGUGUCUGGAAGAAGGAAAUCUCCGGCACCCCUUAUCUCCCUGAGUCUGGAGCUUUAGAAAAGCAACCUAAAAAGGGUAACACAUAUCAUGAAAGCAAGAAAUAAGCAGAUCCUUUCGGCAGGAGAGACAUCACUUGCACUGGAGUGCUAUUUGCUGUGAAGGAAACUGCUGACUGGAAUUCUGAAGACCGACAGACUGGCUGGCCACUCUGUCUUUUACAUCUAUUGUACCCCCCCAAGCUCUUAGUACAGAGCGCUGCCACGGUCAGCGCUUGACAAAUAUUACCGACCAGAAACUUCAGGUUCCUCAGAAAAACCUCCUUGUUUGGACAUGUUUCCCUUUCUCCGUCCUCAGACCUUUGGAGAAUGUGCAUUUUGCUGAUCUAGGAACAUCAAAGAUCAUUCAAAUUGUUUUCUCUUUUUAAAAUUUGACUUAGCGGAAGAAUUGACUGACAAACUGGAAUUCAUCCUUUGGCAUGUUUGAAACCCUCAGUCCACUAGAUCUCUACCCGCAUUACUUGUAGACACAACGCUGUAUCCUAUUUUAUCAAUACAAUAAAGACAGAUCUAUUUUUCACUGUGUUUCCAAA